AUGGAUGUACCCACGCUGGUCGACUGUCAGCGUGAGAUUCAAAUCCGCAUCUCACGUUCCGUGGAGUACUUGAAGAAGCUGGGCAGUUCCAAUAUCACUACCAGUGCUAUCGCCACACGCACCAGAAUUUUGGAUCAGCUGUGGACGAAGUUCGAAGCGCAGCAUGAUCUUAUCCGAGCAUCCUUAAAAGAAAAGUUCAGCGAGAGCGAUUAUUUUAAGUCAGAACUGCACGCUGAUACGGAGAAUCUGUACGUUAAUCAAAGAAGCAUACUUGACGGCUACGCUGAACACUUUCGUGCAUCGAGCGUACCUCCUUCUGCCGACGUCGCGCCAAGGUCGUCACUGCCGCGCAUCAAAGUACCGCCAUUCUCUGGUGCCUACGCAGAUUGGCCGUCGUUCAGGGAUCUCUUCCUCUCCGUCGUGAGUGGCAAUGCGAUCUCCAACAUCGAACGCUUUCAUCACCUCCGCUCAUGCUUGACAGGGCCGGCUGAAAAAUUAAUCAAGUCGUUACCUGUCACCAAGGAGUUGAGACGCAUUCACAACGCCGUUACUGCCGCCGUCAAUGGUCAGGAGAGCAUUGGACGUCCAAUUAACACCCACGGAAUGGACCUCUUCAACUUCUUAGUCACCGAAUUGUUUGACGCACGCACGCGGCUGGAAUGGGAGUCGUCCACGUCAGAUUCAUCAGAGCCGGCACAAAACGAGGCACUCGUGGAUUUUAUCAGCCGACGGAUCCUGACGCUCAAUGCCGCACGACCGAAGAGCAUCAGCAAACCGCCCGGAGAGACUUCACGGAUUGCCAAAACUCACUUCACUAAACAGCAAGGAGCUGAGCCGCCGCACUGUACACUGUGUCGUGAAAGGCACACCUUGAUGACCUGCCGAGACUUCAAGGCCAAGACCGUCAACGAGCGUAAAGCAUUUGUAGAGACGAACAAGCUCUGCUACAACUGCUUAGGAAACCACCUCGUAUCUCGCUGUCAGUCAAAGAAGAAUUGCCUUACGUGCGACGCACGACACCACACUACGUUGCACGAAGCGACCACGUCUUCACCGGCAGCCGAGGUCACCACACGCGCCACUACACUGACCACGACUCUUCAAGAUCGAGAUCAUAAGGCUGUUCUUCUUGCUACAGCUCGACUUAACAUCGCCGAUCGGUAUGGCUCACCACACGUCGUACGCGCCUUGAUCGACCAAUGCUCUGAGGUGUCGAUCAUUUCUGAGGCCUUGGCGCAACGUCUCCGCCUGCCUCGAGUCUCGACGGAUCUCUCGAUCUUCGGCAUCGGAGGGACCCGCUCAGGAUCAGCUCGUGGCAAGGUCACGCUGCACGUCACGUCAGACGUGACCAACGCCGAGCUCCGCGUGGUGGCUUUUGUGCUGCCACGCAUUUCAUUGCAGCAAGGCUCAGUCUCGCGAGAAGAACGCAGCUGGCCUCAUCUCAACGGACUCCAGCUGGCCGAUCUUCGCUUCCUGGACGACGACCCAGCUGAGCUACUGCUGGGAGCCGAGGUCUACUCUUUGAUCCUCGAGGAAGGUCUCCGCAAGGGUGACUCAAGGAUGCCGAUCGCCCAGCAGACCAGCCUGGGAUGGAUCCUGUCCGGCGGCUACGACGCAACAACAAUCAACGGACAUCGCCGCACAUUCCGGUGCACCGCCGAUCACGACCUCGCCGACCUCGUUCGGCGCUUUUGGGAGCAGGAGAGCAAGCCAAUAACUCGGGCCCCACUUACUCCCGAGGAAGCUACGUGCGAGGAAUUAUAUGUGCGCACCGUCACACGCACGUCCACAGGGAGGUACAUGGUGAGGCUGCCAAUUUCGUCACCGCCGACGAAUCUUCACGAGACUCGCCGACCAGCGGAGCGCCUCCUGAGAGCCAUGGAGGUCAAAGGCAGCCGAGAUCCUCGAUUUGGCGACCUCUAUCGUAACUUCAUGCAGGAGUUCGAAGACCUACAACACAUAAAGAGAGUCAACAUUGCAACGACAGCGGAUGAUCGCAGAUGUUACUUACCGCAUCACGGGGUCCUGAAGGAGUCGAGCACGACGACAAAACUCCGAGUCGUCUUCAACGGCUCUCAACGCACACGGGCCGGUACUUCGUUGAACUCUCAUCUGCUGACAGGGGCGAAUCUUCUACCAGCGCUCAACGACGUGUUGCUGCGAUGGCGUUGGCACCGGUACGUAUUUGUCACCGACGUAGAAAAAAUGUACCGCCAAAUCCUCGUACAUCCUGAGGAUUGCCGUCUUCAAACAAUCCUGUGGCGUCACAACAAGACGGACGAAAUCCAAGAAUACGAGCUGCGGACAGUAACCUACGGCAUGGCUUGUGCACCGUUCCUGGCCAUACGGACGCUGCGACAACUCUGUGCAGACGAGGGGACGCAAUUUCCUCUAGGGGCCGCAGCACUUCGGCGAGACUGCUACGUCGACGACGUGGUCACCGGCGCAGACGACCUCGACGAUGCCAUCAACCUCCAGACAGAGCUACGCCACCUGUGCACGGCGGGCGGAUUUCCACUGAGGAAGUGGGCCUCAAACAACUCCAAGGUCCUUGCAGGAGUCCCUCAAGAGCAUCGGCUGCAACAAGGACCGCAUUCAUGGGACGGAGAGAGCCAUUCGACCUUGGGCCUGUGA
Nylanderia fulva is the source of this 2634-nucleotide messenger RNA. The record is from RefSeq and is a predicted model, not a curated record. Lineage: Eukaryota; Metazoa; Arthropoda; Insecta; Hymenoptera; Formicidae.